AUGUCAACGGGAGGAUCAGUUCUACCGCGUCCAUCAUCGGAAGCAGCACACCAUAUUCAUCACAAAAUCGCCUGGAAAGCUAUUAACAUCGAUGCAAAACAUGUAAUUUUUCGGUGCGACGGCGUCUGUAAAGAUGACCCAAAGUAUAAUGCACAUACCUUGGGUGAUCCGAGAAAUCCACUAACAAGAUUUCGUAGUGUGGAAUCGAUUGACCUUUCAUUGCCUUCUUUUAUUUUGGACAAUAAUUCGGUUGGACCACAACCAAAACGUGAAGUUUCUAUAUUUGGUUUAAAUGAUAACAUAAACCAUGCAUUUCUGACUGAUAUGUGCCAGAAGACAGGUCAAGUUAUUGAAGUGUUCGUAUAUAUGCAUCCUCGAACAAAAAAACAUUUGGGUAUGGCAUACGUCGUCUUCCAGGAAGGCGGCAAAGCAAAAUCAUUUGUUGCAAAAAAUAACGGUACUUCAGUUAUGGGACAAACAAUUACAUGUAUUAUUGAUCCAUAUGCGAAAGAAAUUAGUCGACGGUAUGAGGAGCAAGCAGUGGAAGCAGCACCAAUACCCCAUUACUUAUCACGCCUGGAUCAUAACAGACUAACUGAGUUUCGAGUGGUCAGCUCUGCAAGUACAUCUGAAUAUAAAAGAAUUCCCACAAGUUCAUCGCCUUCUACCAGUGCUCAACAGUCCAGUGAUAUCAAAGCAUCAGAACUAGUCCAGAAAAAACCUGACGAAUUUGAAGCUGCGUUUUUUCAUGAUGAUGAUCGACAGAUACAUCAGCAGUCGGUUGAAUCUGCGUUGACGAGAAUAACACACAUCGAAAAUAUAGUACCGGCUAAUGAACGUUCGACAGUCCCGUCAAUAACUGGACAUUUUGCACAAUUGACAAGAUCUCCUUCCAUUUCAAGUUCCUCUUGUUCACCGUUAACAACAGUGCAAGCUUUACAUCAGACAUUCUGUUCCCAUCAUUUUAUGUUUCGUCAGCAGACCCAGGCACCAUUUACGUAUUACCAUUCGAUACCACCCAAUCCCGUAUCCCCUGUUUCGAAUUUUCCAUCAAUUUCACCUUCCGCCAACGUUUUUUCACCAUUGCCACCUCUUCCACCAAUAGCCGGGCGAAUUCCGUUUCCUGCAUGGUCUAAUGUACCACCACCGCCGCUGAGAACUCCAGCAGCUGAUACUUGGCCGAUGACAAAAACAAUUAUAUCGACGCCAGUACAACUUCAGGUUUCUUCUAUGAGAAAUCCGGCACCACCAACGAAUUUUGCAUCAACUGCAUAUCAGGCUGUACCAAGUACUUCAUCUUGCGAGGAAGUUGCACCAAUGGAUCCAGCACCCUCAAAAAGGGGAAAACGAAGUGUUCCAGCGAGUGGUAAAAUAAAAGUAAGGAAAAGAAGGCGGCUCCGUGAGUCGAUUUCGGUUUCUUCUGUCUCUGGAAAUAGUAGUUCAAAGAGUGACGAUAGUGAAUUAAGCGAGGAAAGCUUUCAAGAUAGCUGCAAUACUGUUAAAAGAAAACAUCGACAUCGGAAAAAGGGAAUUGUAGAAGAACGCAAAUAUUAUAAGAGGAAAGGAGCGGGUGGAACUAGUGAUUACUACAAGGAAAUUAUAAUUCGGAAGAACGAUAAUAAAAGAAAAUGUUCACAUGAAACUAAGUCAAAUAUACUUCAAUCACCAGAGCUUGUAGAAGAAGUGGAAAGUUAUCAACGCAUACGAAAAUAUAAAAAACGACAAGAAACUGCUGAGCGGGAUGAGCAUUUCGUGGAGCCGGAUGUUGAUUUACCAGAUCUGGAAAGUGUGAGCAGUGAUGAAGAUCAACUUAGUACGGAACAACAAGAGCUAAAAGUACAGUCAGCACAGUUCCAACCAAAUAAAAGUAAAAAUCAUAGGGAGAUCACGAAGCAUAUUCACCAACAACAAUCCAAACAUGUGGAUUGGCGGAAGAAGCGAGUGAUGGAAAAAAGACGUAGGCAGCGUGACCAUAGAAGUUGUGGAGGUCGAGAAAGUUCUAGCUUAAGUGGAGAUGAAAAAGGCCACAGGUGGUCUUCAUCCUCCUCAACUACCGAAUCAGAAACAGAAUCUGAUGAAUUGAACUCUUUCAGAAAUUGUAAAUGGACAUGUAGGCCUCCUUCAAACCUUCACUCAUCAAAAAGUUCACGGAUGGUAAAUCUCUUGGAUAUGUUUGAAGCGGUAACUUCAAGUAGCGAACAAUCGCAUGGCGAAGAAACUGGAACAAGUGGUGUAGCACCUCAGCCAAAAUCAUCGCAUGUGAAAAAUAGUUUAAUAAAGAAUGAGUCGACUCAGUCACUACCAACUCCUAGUUUCAUAACUUCACCCGAGAAGCUUUCGAGUGAUUCUCCACUUCCAUGCGUUAUGCAAUGUACUCCUCCAACAGAAAGCUCACGAUCAUCAUUCGAAAGACGGCUCGAAAAUCUAUUUCGAUCCAGCUCAGUGCAACCUCCGAUAACCUUCGAUACGCCUUUUUUGCCGUCAAGUACUGCACGUAAUGCUGUGGAGCCGAAGGGAAUGCCUCUGUCUGAAGCUUUUCUUAUCGAGCAUAGUAGUGGGACGGUUACUGUUGUCAAACAACCAUCUGAUUUGAAUUCCGCGUAA
Molecule: messenger RNA, 2604 nt
Organism: Loa loa (African eye worm)
Lineage: Eukaryota; Metazoa; Nematoda; Chromadorea; Rhabditida; Onchocercidae
Exons: 18
Coding region: 1-2604 (867 amino acids)
Cellular component (GO): Set1C/COMPASS complex
Molecular function (GO): RNA binding; histone H3K4 methyltransferase activity
Source: RefSeq, a predicted model, not a curated record